Mya arenaria is the source of this 3722-nucleotide messenger RNA. RefSeq names its product cilia- and flagella-associated protein 107-like. The coding region runs from base 255 to 968 and encodes 237 amino acids. NCBI's taxonomy places the organism in Eukaryota, Metazoa, Mollusca, Bivalvia, Myida, Myidae. The transcript is spliced from 5 exons. The record is from RefSeq and is a predicted model, not a curated record.
UUGUUAUUGGCAUUAUUUUUAUAAUAUCUAAUUAUUUGUAAGCGUGAAUUUGAAGUUUUCAAUAUUAAAUUACUUAAAUGCUUUGUAAAUAUGAUAUUAUAUCGACAUGAAAAUUGUUCUUAAACUUUUUAUUCACCUAACAGCGUAUGUAUACAUCAUAACAUCUGUCAAUUUUUCCCGCAAUACCUGUUAUAAUUGAUCGUGUUGAUAGGGUCAGAAGUAGGUUUUUUAUUACAGUAAAUUAAUAACUUAAAAUGGCUCAAGGAGAUCCUAUGAAAUGGCACAUGCCAGGGUGGAGAAUAGAGCAAAAAUAUUCGCCAGGUGUUUUGAUAGGAAACUGGGAUGAAGAAAAGUAUACGUUUCAAAGAGGCAAUGUCAAACAUAACAGCACGCACCGAGUGGACUUCAGAAAUGUUGGCAGUCAUCGCCCGGAUGUUUUAGUGCGUAGGAAGGCUUUACUUAGAAAUGAUGGACUUGGCCCAGAAAAUCUUUUCUGGCAUCAUGGAAAGAAAUAUACAAACAACAUGUUAUCGUGGUACGAUGAGCAUUAUAAUGGCAGAUGGCGCGAGAAUCAGCUACCUCCUAGUCGACAGUGGAAUAGCCAUCAGCUUGCGUGGGGACCAGAAAAGUCAGACUAUCCAUUACAAGACUCAUUGCUAAAUGGUCUUCUUGUGUUUGCUGCCCCGACCAACUUUGGCCUUCUCCAGAGUCUACAGGAGAAAUGGAAGUCUGAGAUCGCAGAUGAGACCAGAGGGGAUUUCAACUCAACCUACUCAUCUUCCUUUGUACCUCACAGCAAGGAGGACAUGACAAAAACGAGGUAUGCAGUAACACGAGCUCAGUCAACUAACCUUCACCCUAUCAACAAGAUCAACAAGGAUCUGCAUUUCCGUGGAACAUGCGUCCUCAAGUCCCCAGAAAAACUCCCUGAACUGCCAAUGCGGUCAAUGACCACUGUGGGACUGUAAAUUAGAAAUAUAUAGAAAGAAUUAUUAAAAUAUCAGCAAGAAACAUUUUGCAACAAUGCUAACAUUGCAUUCAUAACAGCAAGAAAGGGAAAGACACUUUUGAGAACAUUUUUUUUUUUUAAUUCCUGUGAUGAAAUAGAAGUUUUAUUUUUUAAAUUGCAAUAAAAAUCUUUCUCAAGGAAAUAAAUUAUUUAUUUCUUUAACAUAUUGAUAGAAGUAUGUAGAACUUCAUUGUUGACUUUUUAAAAAAAUGUACAAGAAGGGUGAGUUAAAUACUACCUUUAAAUUGUAUUCUAUAAAAAAUUGCCACAGUCAUGUAAGUCUUUAAAUGUUAAAAGUAUUAAAUAUCAGUACAGUAUUUUACAUAAAGUAUACUUUGUUACAGCGUUAAUUGUAGGACAAAUAUUUUUUAGAUUAGCUACCCUUGUUAAAUGUCUACAUAUCAGUAUUGUGUGUUUUAGACUGUUUUAGACUGUUUUCUUCAUUUUUGCUCAUAUCAAAGUUAUGUAGUUGGAAAUUCUAUCAUUAUUAAUGGAUGUAUUUGCUCAUUUUGUUUUUUUGUUUUACCCCAUUUUUGUCUGUACAAUUAGCCCAUUUCAUAAGGUUUGAAAUAAAAUAAAUGUAUUAAGAUAAAAGAAAAAGGUUUUGCACACAUUAUUAACACAUAUAAAAGUAUACUCUAACUGUUAUGCUAUCAAAUGAAGUAUGUUUGUGGUUUUAAUUAUUAAAACAAAAUUAAAAUAUCAUUCUGAAUAUCUGACAGUACUCUUUUAAGCAAUAAUUUUGUUUUCGUUUGCUUCUGAGCUAAUUGUUCUAAAAUGGUUUUAUUUGAAAUGUGUUGCAUGUUGUUGUCAAUUAAUAAUGACUGAAAAUCAUGAAUACAGCACGUUGCUCUUUAUUCAAUAUCCUUACAUAAUUGUAUCAUAUUUUUUCAGAAGUGAUUGUUUAUUCAUAGUCAACUUGAGAAUUAAAAUAAAUAAAUUUGUUUUACUGAUAUAUUUCAAAGAUCACUUAGAUAGAAUUACAUAAAGAGCAUUUAUUAAGUUUCGUUGUCAAAUAAAAUCUAACGUUUUGUCAAAUAAAUCUUUUGUUUACAGGAAAUAACCUUUGUUUUAUUAUGCAUAACCUUGAGCAAAGACACCAUAAACUGUCUGAAUAGGUAUAAUAACGGUCAUGGUAAAUCAGCCUAUUUCAAUAGUUUUCUUGAAUUCUCAUUUUUUUUAUAUAUUCAGAGGACCAUUCCUGUGUUUUUCUACUUCUGACAAGCUCUAUUGACUAUGAAGUUUACGUAAUUUGAGGUUACUAUUUUACUGUAAUGAUAAAGGUAUUCAAGUUGGAACUCCAAUUUACAUGUUGUUAAAGUGUCUUGCUCACAUGUUGAUUUUACUUGUAAUAAGGUGUACAUUAACUGUGAUAUAUUUAUGCAAAUAUUUUACAAGACUAUAUAUAUAUAUAUGCAAGACUUAUUCCUAAUUUGCUGUGAUUGUAAUUUUUAGACUUUUAAAAUUGACUGAUACAGACAGUGAGACUAUAGAUUACUGAUACAGACUGUACUUUUACUGAUACAGAGAACAUUAUAUUUUCUGAUAUAUGUUUACCAAAGAAUUACAAUUGUUAACAUAUUGAAUUUGUAAUGUAAAACACAAGUUUAUAAAAGUGACAUGAAAGUUACUUGUUCUGUGAUAAAUGGUUUUAUCUUACAUUUUUUAAAUAUUUAUCUUCAUACUAAGAAACACAUGAUAAACAGAUAGAAAGUGUAUCAAGGUAUAAUGUAAAUGUUGUUUUAUAUUUAGUAUAUCAAAUCAGUAUUGCCUUAAAUGUUUCCCUGAUAUCAAAUAUCAAGUUAUCAGUAUUGCUGUUGUUAUGGAAAUGUUUGAACAUUUCAGAACCUAAGUAUUAAUUGUUAUGCUCUUAUUUAAAGCUGCACUCUCACAGAUAUACCAUUUUUACAACUUUUUUAUUUUUUGUCUUGGAAAGAGAAAAUUUUUGCGCAAAUAUCUGCAAACCAAUGAUAUAAGAUUGCUGACAAAAAAUCAGAUCGUACGUUUUCAUAUUUCCGUUCAAAAAUAAAAAUUUUCUGGCUUAAACCGUUACUAACGGUUUAAGAAAAAUGCAUAAAACAUCAAUUUUUGAACUUAAAUAUAAAAAUCCGCGAUCUUAUUUUUUGUCAGCAGUCUUAUUUAACUGGUUUCCAUAGAUUUUCGCAAAAAUUGGCUCGUUCCAAGACAAAAAAUAAAAAAAGUUGUCAAAACGUUCAAUCGGUGAGAGUGCAGCUUUAACAGAUACAUAAUUGUUGUAAACAUUUAUGCAGUUAUUGAUUACAGAACAUUGGAUAUGCAUAUUUAAUUUAGCUAUCAAAAACUGUGCUGUACAAGUAUUUUAACUUUUUGUCAAAAGAUAAUGCUAUUAUUUUAAAUGUUUAAGGAUUGACUUUCAGAAUAAUUUUGACAUAUAUGAAAUAUACAUGCAUGUAAAAAAAAGGUUUCAGUAUUAUAACAGGGGUAAUUGUAUUUUGAGAGUAUUAAGGGUACAAUCAUUCGUUUUGACAUUUCCCAACAUUUUUAUGCAGAUUUUGAUACAAUUAAAGACACAAUUAAUAUUCAUUUUUCGUAUUUUCUUUAACUCAUUUAUAUAAAUCUUUGAAUCACUCUAUACUUUGACAUAUACUUUGUAAAUUAUAUCUUGUGCGUUGAUGUGUUGAGAGAUUCUGUUUUGUUUCAAUGCCUCAUUUUGAAUAAAAAAAAUACCAUCUCA